AUGUCACCAAGAGCAGCAGGGCAGACUGCCAAGUCUGCGCAGAUGGUUGCGCCUAAGCAAUCGCCGGCCAAGAGCGCUGCAGCCAGCAAAAUGCAUAGAAGAUCGCGCUCAGGCCUCCAGUGCGAAUACAAACGACCGUUAUGGUGGAAUGACAAUACUCUGCGGAAGAAGCAGAAAGAGCACAUCAAGUCGGUCAUCAAGCGGACCAAGGUGUCGGAGAAAGCGACACAUGGCUCCAUGGGUGCGGACACUCCUCCAGGAUUAUCAUACUCCCUGCCAACAUCAGCGUCCUAUUCAGGAAAUCCACAUACACGCGCCCCAUCCGUUGACUCUCCCUACUCCCCCGGAUACGACUUCAGCCAACAGCCAAUCCACGAUCAAUUCGACAUGUACAACAAUGUCCUUUCCCCUCCUUACGAUGCGAAUUCACACUACCAGGGUUUCCUCCCACCACCGUAUGAGGUUGACAUCAAGACCGAGAGCCAAAUGUACGUCAACGACGUUCCCACUCGGAAAGACUCCUCAACGUCGAGCUUCAGCACAUAUCAUCCACCCCCAGUCACAGCCGGUAUGACACCUUUUCCGGAAGAGCAUGCCUGGGUACACGAUGAAAUUUACGGGAAUGAAAACAUUUUUGGAGCUGAGGAGGCGUUGGAUUUUGACUUCGGGUAUGACACGCCGCAAAUUUCGCAGUCAGUGCGGAUCGAUGUCGAGGAUUGCGACAGGCCAUUGCUGGACCACUUUAUCGAAAACGUUCUGAGGCUCAUUUUCCCGGUCCAUGAGGUCAAUCAGCAUGGCUCAGCAAGAUCAGAGAUCAUCUUGCGUGCUCUUGAGUCGAACAAGGCCUACCUGCAUUGCGCUUUGAGCAUUUCUGCAAGCCAUCUCAAGUCCGUCCAGCGAGUGCAAAGCGAGCAACUUGAACUCGAUAUCAUGAAGCAUCGCGGCGCAUCUAUUUUCGAAAUAUGCGAGGCAUGCAAACGUAACACUGACACUGACCAUGAGCAGAUCCUGGAAGCAAGUUUGGGCAUGAUAUUUUUCCAAUGUACUGUUGGUAGACCAGGGGAUGAUUUAGCGGAUAUACCAUGGCACCAGCAUUUCCAGGCGGCUUCUGACUGUGUGAAAAGGCUCCAUUUGCAGCACAAUUUUGAACCGGUCGACGAUGAAACCCCGCGUCCGCCAUUCAAUAUGACACUCACCUCAUGGAUCGACAUUCUAGGCGCGACUAUGCUAGGAGGAUGCCCUCAAUUUGCAGCCACAUACCGUGGGAGGAAUGAGGGAAACCUUACCUCCGGAUUAUCCGAGCUUAUGGGCUGCGAGGACAAGGUUAUGUACAUCAUCUCGGAGAUUGCCUGUCUCGACUCGCUCAAAAUCACCGGCCAACUUGAUCACUUCCAAAUCUGCUCGCUCGUCGCCUCGCUUGGAAAAUAUCUGGAUACCAUAGAACAUUCAGAAUUAGGACGCGCAGAGUUUGAGCAUGCCUCCACACAAACUGGUGCCAUUCGUCCGAGGCAACUUUCAAAGAACAUGACCGCAAUGUACCUACUCGCCGCGCGCAUCUACGCCUGUUCUUUAAUACCUGAGUCUUCAAGACACAGUGAAUCCAUGCAAGGUCUCGUGGCUAGGUUAACAGGAGUACUUGAGUUCAUCCCCGCUGGACCCGAUGGGUUCGAUCGCUCGCUCGUUUGGCCACUCUUGAUCGGUGGAUCCAUGAGCACUCCUAAUUCACCAUUUCGCUUUGCCUUUGCGGAUCGGAUCGCAAGCCUCGGUGAGCAUGCAGAUUUUGGGAGCUUCGGCCGAAUGGUGCGCCUGCUUCAGGAAGUAUGGCGCCAAGCGGAUGAUGCGGGAGAAAGACAGGACGUCCACUGGCGGGACGUGAUGCAGCAGAAGGGCUGGGACUACCUGUUAAUAUGA
Messenger RNA from Letharia lupina, 1911 nucleotides. RefSeq lists its product as uncharacterized. Gene Ontology annotation, biological process: positive regulation of transcription by RNA polymerase II. NCBI's taxonomy places the organism in Eukaryota, Fungi, Ascomycota, Lecanoromycetes, Lecanorales, Parmeliaceae. The record is from RefSeq and is a predicted model, not a curated record. The transcript has 2 exons. Gene Ontology annotation, molecular function: DNA-binding transcription factor activity; transcription cis-regulatory region binding. Bases 1 to 1911 code for a protein of 636 amino acids. Gene Ontology annotation, cellular component: nucleus.